Messenger RNA from Cryptococcus wingfieldii CBS 7118, 1026 nucleotides. RefSeq lists its product as hypothetical. Bases 1 to 1026 code for a protein of 341 amino acids. The transcript has 3 exons. Gene Ontology annotation, biological process: amino acid transmembrane transport. NCBI's taxonomy places the organism in Eukaryota, Fungi, Basidiomycota, Tremellomycetes, Tremellales, Cryptococcaceae. The record is from RefSeq and is a predicted model, not a curated record. Gene Ontology annotation, cellular component: membrane. Gene Ontology annotation, molecular function: amino acid transmembrane transporter activity.
AUGGUCGGAGGAAACCCUGCUCAUGAUGCCUACGGGUUCCGAUAUUGGAAAGACCCAGGGCCUUUCGUUGAGUACCUUGUUUCUGGCAGCACCGGCAAGUUCCUUGGCUUCUGGUCCGUCUUCGUACAGGCAGCCUAUGCCUACGGAGGUCCUGACUGUGUGGCCUUCGCUGCAGGCGAGACCCGUAACCCGAGAAGAGUGUUGCCUUCCGUGUUCAAGAGGGUCAUCUACCGACUGUUGGUGUUUUAUAUCUUCGGUGUUCUCGCAGCUGGUGUUCUUUGUCCUUCCAACGAUGCCGACCUCACCAGUGGCGCAACAGGUGCCGCUGCUUCCCCAUUCGUCAUCGGCGUAAAACGCCUGAACAUUUCCUUCCUCCCCGACCUCAUCAACGCCCUUCUCAUGACCUUGGCCUGGUCUUUCGGGCUUGAUUUGUUCUUCAUCUCCUCUCGAGCUUUAUACUCCCUCGCGAUCGACCACAAGACACCAGCCCUCUUCCGUUUCACCUGGCGAGGCGUGCCCACCUUCUGCGUCCUCGCAGUCUUUGCCGUUUCCUCCUUGCUGGCGUUCAUGUCUGCCUCUACCAGCUCAAUCGAAGUGUUCACCUGGCUGACCAGCAUUGUCGGUUCGGGUGUCUUGGUGCAAUUCAUCAUGUACCACACCAUCUACAUCCGCUUCCGUCGAGCCCAAAUGGCACAAGGCAUCCCCGACAUUGACCGCCCAUGGUACCGCAAGGGCCAGUAUUUUUUCUCUAUCGUCACCGUGAUCUGCUAUAUCAUCAUUUUCUUGACCAACGGCUUUUCAGUCUUCAUGAAGGGUCAAUGGUCGAUAUCGAGCUUCAUCUUCGCUUAUGCCUCUCUACUGUCCCUCUUGGUCCCAUGGGUGGGGUACAAGAUUGUGCGGAGAGGAGGGUGGUUGACGCCGUUGAAAGAGGUUGAUCUGUAUGCGGGUAGGACAAGGGAACAGAUGGAUUUCAAUGAUGAUCCGGAGAUGGAAGCUGUCACAAAGGGGCAAAAAUUCAACAAAUGA